Molecule: messenger RNA, 3696 nt
Organism: Hipposideros armiger (great roundleaf bat)
Lineage: Eukaryota; Metazoa; Chordata; Mammalia; Chiroptera; Hipposideridae
Gene: TFCP2
Product: transcription factor CP2
Exons: 16
Coding region: 19-1848 (609 amino acids)
Biological process (GO): positive regulation of transcription by RNA polymerase II
Cellular component (GO): nucleus
Molecular function (GO): DNA-binding transcription activator activity, RNA polymerase II-specific; RNA polymerase II cis-regulatory region sequence-specific DNA binding
Source: RefSeq, a predicted model, not a curated record
GCAAAGGGAGAGGGUGCCAUGAUUGGUUGGCGCCGGGGCGGUGGAGGAGCUUGGCGAGUCUGGGUUUCAAGCCCGUGCUGGACUUUCUCCCAUGUUUCGAGGCUUGCGGGGCUUCAGGGCACAGGGACUCGGCUGGGCGGAAACCUGGAUUUAGUUCUAAGAGCCGUGGGGGUGACCGGAAGUGAUCUUGGGGCUGACCGGAAGCGAGGCCUGGAGGGAAAGAGGAGAGUGGGUCCCGGGGAGGGAGGGGGCUCCCAGCUGAAGGGGGCGGGAGGAAAAGCUGCGAAAGCGGCGUGGGAGCGCCGGAAACGGUGUCUCUCCUGGUGCAAGGAAGGAUCCAGGAUGGCCUGGGCUCUGAAGCUUCCUCUGGCCGAUGAAGUGAUUGAAUCCGGGCUGGUGCAGGACUUUGAUGCUAGUCUGUCGGGGAUCGGCCAGGAACUGGGUGCCGGUGCCUAUAGCAUGAGUGAUGUCCUCGCAUUACCCAUUUUUAAGCAAGAAGAGUCAAGUUUGCCUCCUGAUAAUGAGAAUAAAAUCCUACCUUUUCAGUAUGUGCUUUGCGCUGCCACCUCUCCAGCAGUGAAACUUCAUGAUGAAACCCUGACAUAUCUCAAUCAAGGACAGUCUUAUGAAAUCCGAAUGCUAGACAAUAGGAAACUUGGAGAACUUCCAGAAAUUAAUGGCAAGUUGGUGAAGAGUAUAUUCCGUGUAGUGUUUCACGACAGGCGACUACAAUACACUGAACACCAGCAGCUGGAGGGCUGGAGGUGGAACCGACCUGGAGAUAGAAUUCUUGACAUAGAUAUCCCAAUGUCUGUGGGUAUAAUCGAUCCUAGGGCUAAUCCAAACCAACUAAAUACAGUGGAGUUCCUGUGGGACCCUGCAAAGAGGACAUCUGUGUUUAUUCAGGUGCACUGUAUUAGCACAGAGUUCACCAUGAGGAAACACGGCGGAGAAAAGGGAGUGCCGUUCCGAGUACAAAUCGAUACCUUCAAGGAGAAUGAGAAUGGGGAAUAUACCGAGCACUUACACUCAGCCAGCUGCCAGAUCAAAGUCUUCAAGCCCAAAGGUGCAGAUAGAAAGCAAAAAACAGAUAGGGAGAAAAUGGAGAAACGAACACCUCAUGAAAAGGAGAAAUAUCAACCGUCCUAUGAGACAACUAUACUCACAGAGUGUUCUCCAUGGCCCGAAAUCACGUAUGUCAAUAAUUCCCCGUCACCUGGCUUCAACAGUUCCCAUAGCAGUUUUUCUCUUGGGGAAGGAAAUGGUUCACCAAACCACCAGCCAGAGCCGCCCCCUCCAGUAACAGAUAACCUCUUGCCAACAACCACACCUCAGGAAGCUCAGCAGUGGUUGCAUCGAAACCGUUUUUCUACAUUCACAAGGCUUUUUACAAACUUCUCAGGGGCAGAUUUAUUGAAACUAACUAGAGAUGAUGUGAUCCAAAUCUGUGGCCCUGCAGAUGGAAUCCGACUUUUUAAUGCAUUAAAAGGCCGGAUGGUGCGCCCAAGGCUAACCAUUUAUGUUUGUCAGGAAUCCUUGCAGUUGCGGGAGCAGCAGCAACAGCAGCAGCAGCAGCAGAAGCAUGAGGAUGGAGACUCAAAUGGUACUUUCUUCGUGUACCAUGCCAUCUACCUAGAAGAACUGACAGCUGUUGAACUGACAGAAAAAAUUGCUCAGCUUUUCAGCAUUUCCCCUUGCCAGAUCAGCCAGAUCUACAAGCAGGGGCCAACAGGCAUCCAUGUGCUCAUUAGCGAUGAGAUGAUACAGAACUUUCAGGAAGAAGCCUGUUUUAUUCUGGACACAAUGAAAGCAGAAACCAGUGAUAGCUAUCAUAUUAUACUGAAGUAGGUGUGAGGCAUUUCAUUCUCAGUGGCUGCCGCUUCUUUCACUUCUUGGAAACUCCCCACUUGAAGGGGUCGCAAAUGGAGAUUUGAAGGUCUGCAGGAACCCUAUCCAGGGGAGUCCAGGCCAUGGAGGCAGAAUCCCAGCCAACUGUCGUGGCCCAAGCUCUUGUGACACCCACAGAUUACUGCCCAACAUGCAUUUCUGCAGCUAUCUCUUAGUUAAAAUUUCUGGACCCUGUUGUUGUUGAAUCUCCAUAGAAACUCCACAUCAUUCGGGGUGUGUGUAGGGCAUAAUGAUGACGAGAAUCGUGUGAUGUUUAAUGGAAAGAUGUUACAUUUUAUGAUAUGGAGCCAUGUAAUUUUUUUCUAAUAUAAAACUGAACAUCUAUAUUCAUAAGACUAGGUCCUGAAUCUCUUUUGCAUUAGACAUACUGGCUUUUACCUACAAUUGGCCCCUGAAAACCUCAUCAAAGAGGAGAAAGACAGAGAUAAAAAAGAGUUUUUCUUUUGGUUCCCCUGUAAUUCUAUGACUAACAGUAAUUUUAGCUCACAUUUUGGAGCAUUUAUUUGUGCCAGGCAGUUUGAUAAAUUCCUGAAAUGGAUUAUCUUGUAUAAAUCCUCUUAAUAAUCGUAUAUGAAGUAGGUGAUAAUGAUCCCUAAUUGAAGAGGAAAUGGAGACCUGUAGUAAAGUAGCUUGCUAAGUAACAGGCAGCUAGCAGGUAAUGAUGCUGAAAUCCAAACCCAGGCAGCCUGGCUCUUAUUAAUCGCCAUCCAUUACUGCCACCUUUACAGUACCCUGUGCUUGCCGUCAUUUCUUACUGUGACUCCUCUGGUGAGUAGGACACAACACUGAGUGAGAACUGAGUAAUCAACCACUGAAAGGGACAAACCACACUCAAAUAAUGAUGCACAAAUCAAGGCCUACAAAAGAUGAAAACAUAGAUGCUUUGUAAGCAUCAUCAUUCAUCAGAUCACAGAAUUCGAGGUGGUGAAAACUAGGGAUUUUCUGUAACUCCCAGAAUUCACUGUUCUUGAAUGACCUUCUCAAACUAUUUAUUAAUGAGAUAGGCUAACCCCUGAUUUCUCUUUCCCCUCUCUGCAUCUGCUCUUGGUAUAGGAAGUUCUUUUACUCAUGAAGUGUUCUCUUAUUUAAGCUUUACAAGAAAUUCAUACCGACCCCGUUAGCAUUCUUACUAUAUAUUUUUGUUCUUCCUUAAAGAAUGAUUUGUGUGUGUGUGUGUGUGUGUGUGUGUGUGUGUGUGUGUGUACAUACAUGUGUAAGACUAUGGUCUUCUUUUUUCACAUGUAAAGUUUUAUCCAGAAAUCCCAUUACACAUUAUGUUGAGGUGAAAAAGAUAAUGUUCAAAGAUUAUGUAUUGGAUUUGGAUCUCUGUGUGUGUGUUUUUAAAGCAUUUGAUAAAGUUUAAAUGUUUUUAUACAGAGAUUUUUGUUCAUUAAAAUCAACCUGCAACAUGGUCUGAUUUCUUUUGGUUGCAAACAAAUUGAAGACUUUGAAACUGGAAAAUUAAGUCAAAUAGCUUGUUUAAAACUAACCUGGGCAACUUGACAUAUUAGGUCAAAAUAUUUUUAUAGUCAAUGAUUACCAGAUGUCCCUGUUUUAGGGGGACAUUUCUAGUUAUUAUACUAGGACUGGUUCUCAUCUUCAGGGAAAUCCAGCUCUCUCCUCAACAGGCUCCUUUUUUUUUUUUUUCUUAUUCUGUCUGAAUGUUAAACUGGGAGGGUUGGACUACAUGACUUUUAAGGUCCCUUCUAAAUCUGAAUCUGUGACUCUUGUUGAUUGCAAAUUCUAUUAAUAGAAUUAAUAGAAUUCUAUUAAUAUAUUUACACUUAC